This is a messenger RNA of Sander lucioperca (pikeperch), 1411 nucleotides long. It is a transcript of the gene pir, whose product is annotated as pirin. The record is from RefSeq and is a predicted model, not a curated record. Gene Ontology annotation, biological process: monocyte differentiation. Bases 200 to 1072 code for a protein of 290 amino acids. The transcript has 10 exons. Gene Ontology annotation, molecular function: quercetin 2,3-dioxygenase activity. Gene Ontology annotation, cellular component: nucleus. NCBI's taxonomy places the organism in Eukaryota, Metazoa, Chordata, Actinopteri, Perciformes, Percidae.
AAGAACUGACUUCUUCCGCAUUGUAGCUAGGCUACCUGUGGUGAAGAGGGCUGCAGUCACAACAACAAACCAUAAGCUUGAGAAUGAAAGUCAUUCAGAUAUCGGUAUAAAAACAGUAAAAACAACCAGACCAGUCUCGGGAGUGUGUUUUACUAUAUGUUAAGUUUUUGCCGUGACUAGUGAAUCCUUUCCCGGCACAAUGAUUGUGAAGAAGGUGGAAAAGACAGUUCUGAGUGUGGAACAGUCGGAGGGAGUCGGCGCUCGUGUCCGCAGGAGCAUCGGUAGAAAAGAGCUAAGAAACCUGGAUCCUUUCCUGAUGUUGGAUGAGUUCAGAGUGAGCAAGCCAGCAGGUUUUCCAGACCAUCCUCACCGGGGAUUUGAGACAGUUACAUAUGUUUUAGAAGGCAUCACGGCCCAUGAAGACUUCUGUGGCCAUUCAGGACAACUGAAAGCUGGAGAUCUGCAAUGGAUGACUGCAGGACAGGGGGUGGUCCAUGCUGAGAUGCCUGUGUCAGAGGAGCCUGUGGUGGGCUUACAGCUGUGGGUGAACCUGCCGAGACAAGACAAGAUGGUGGAACCGGCGUACCAGGAGCUUAAAGGCUCAGAGAUCCCCAAACCCAGCCAGGGAGGAGUUACAGUCGCUGUGAUAUCUGGAGAAGCUUUAGGAGCAAAGUCUAAAGUCUACACAAGGACACCAACCUUGUACCUGGACUUCAGACUGCAGACAGGCGCCCUGCAUGUGCAGCCAGUCCCCUCAGGAUGGACUACAUUCAUCUACACACUCUCAGGAUCCAUUCAUGUUGGCCCAGAUGAGGAGCAGCAGAAGGUGGAGCCUCAUCACACUGUGGUGUUUGGAGAUGGAGACUGCGUCAAAGUUAAAAACGAGGGCUCUGAAGUUUCCCAUUUUGUGCUGAUCGCUGGAAAACCAAUCAAAGAGCCUGUGGUACAGCACGGUCCGUUUGUAAUGACCACAGAGGAAGAGAUUGGACAGGCUAUCAGGGACUACCAGACUGGCAGAAAUGGCUUUGAAAGGGCAAAAAACUGGAAAUCAAAAAUCAGCAACUCUUUCUGAACACUACACGUUGGUAGAAAUGUUAGCCUUACUUGUUUGCUGCUAUAGAAGCAUAUUUAAAGAUAUAUUUGUUUUGAUGUUUUGAAACGUGGGUAUUUUUCACCCACAAAAUGUUCUGUACUUGUUACUACUAACUACUUUCCAGCAUCUAUUUUAACUUGUUACAUGUCCAAGUGCCCCAUUGUUUGCCCAGUAGUAGUUAACCCCUUCUCCCUUGUAAAAUAUAGAUUUUAGGGGAAAAGUGUUUCUAACUGCUCUCCACUCCCCUUGUUAAAUUUAAACUUUAUUACAUUUUCCUUCUGCUGUUUGAAAUAACACAGUAGCAGAGCUGUUAGGAAA